AUACUAAUUCAAAGCAGCUCAAAAAAUCCUCAUGAAAUAAAUACAAGAUAAAAAAGAACAAUGAAAUUGUCUACUAUCCAUAAUAAAUUAUAUGUAUACAUUGUAUACUUGUCAUAUUAGUUUAGAAAUAUUUAUUUACGAUAAAAUGUAUUAUAAACUCCCCCUUAAACACUAUUGUGAAAUUCCUUGCGCUUGCGCGCUGCAGUAUACCAGCAUGGCCGCCAAGCAGAAGUAGGGAAGAGGUGACUAGUCGUUACUGAGAUAAAAUUUUGAUGUUUUCAGACUGUUUAUAAUGUUUUCGCUACAUCGAUUGAAUUCCAUAAGAAGCCUACAUAAAGCGCAACAUUUUGAAAAGUUAUUGAAUUCGGCCAAUGAUAACUCGGUCCGGCAAAUAUGGGUCAGCGCAGGACACGUCUUCGUCAGCUGGCACGGCGGUCGUCGACUGACAUCGUUCGACACAGUUCCUGUUCAAAGGUCUUUCGUUCCGCAGGAGGGAAGAAAGACUGAUGUGUGUAGUGAAUCAGGGUGUUUGGAUCUGCAGAGGCAAGAGACUGAUGUGAUUGAACUUAGCUUCAAGAAGAAGAACCCCACAGAACUUUACAUUACUUUCGCAAACGGUCAGAUAGAAGUGUGGGAGUAUCGCACAGUAGAGGGGUCCGACACUCCCAGCUGGACUUCGCGCGGUGGGUUCAGACUUUGGAGCGGAGAUCAUGGAAGGCGUGUCUGCUCGGCUUUCCUUCACGAAGAGCAGAACUGCUUGUACUGGUGCGAAAAAAGGGCUGUCGAUGUGUCAAACGGUAACCUCGUUGCAGAUUCGGACAAUGGUGUCCAAUUCAUGUAUUUUGUCUCCAAGAAAAGCCUACCUCUCAGUCACGAGACAGUCAGCAGUCACACCGUGGGGUCAACGUUCACCUUCCUGGAGCACUGCCCCCCCUGUCAGCUCUACUCCACAAAGGACGGGGUCAUGGUGUGGCCAGAACAACCCUGUCCAGUUGGUUUGUACUUCAUGUGGCACCAAACCAAGAACAUGCUCCAGGUCUGUAGCCUGGACACAGGCUGCGUCACUGCCCACAUGCGAGUGAUGUCCAGUGGGAUAGCAUUUGCUGAUGCUGUGAGAUCAUCAGUAUCUGUAUGGGCACAGAACAGCCAGCCAAGAAACAAUGGUUUAGUGACCGUCAUAAAAGAUUCCUUCCAAGAUCAGUUGCUCCUUAUCUUGGAGAGUGGUGAUGUCAUGUCAUUGUCUAACAAAGGUAGUCUGCAACAUAAAUGUCACAUUGCACAGUGGGCAGCUGUGUUUAGUUCUAUAGUGCCCAGUGAUUGUGAGUGGUUUAUGUACACCUUUGUAAUUGGUUGUGUUGUACCUGAUGGAAGGGUGCUCUUGUUUCACUCUGAAACAGGAAGUCUUGUUCAGGAAAUACAGCAGUUCUCUGAGCCAGAUUAUGAAGGCAGUACAUUCUUGUGGGUUGGCAGUGGCCAGCUGCCCAGUGUUGGACUUUGGAGUACCACACAUGGUAUGUGGGAGCUGUGCAUGUCAGUGACUGACACUGCCAGUAUGCGGGCAGUGCUCAACCCUGUGGAACAUGUACAUUUAAUGACAGGACUGAGUCAGACAAGUAGUGCAGCAAGGCUUACUUUAGAAGAAGCAGUCAAAUACUACAGAGACAGAACUGCUCAUGGUGAGAACAUUGACAUUGAAAGUCUGAUGAAGAACACCAUGCUGCAGAGCCCUGCACUUCUUGUCGCUCUUCUACACAGUCACUCCAGACAGGUGUCAGAUCACAUAGAGAGGGACCACUUAGCACAGCUUAUGAGUUUUCACUACAGUAGUGGCCCAAUGACGAAGAUACAGGAGACACUUCAUCCACUGCUGAAUCAGUUCUGGGACUUGGAGACCAAAUGGAGGAGUCUGAUAACAGCUGAUGGAACAACAGAACAAGAGAGGCAAGAAAGAGCAAUACAGAGUGAAGUGAGAAUGUUGCUGAAAUCAGAAGAAAACAUUUCUCCAACCAACCUGGCUCAGUUGGAAUUGCUUGCACUCAAAUUCCCAACACAGUUUGUAAGAACACUUCUCCAUGACCUACAUGUCACUGAUGCAUCUGAAACUACUCAGCUAAAGAAUGACCAAAUGAAUCUGUGGCCAACAGUGUUGAGUACAGACAGGACUUCCAGUAACAUGCCAGUAUUUGAACUGGUCUGCAGAUUGCUGUAUAGAGAACAACCUUCACAGCUUCUAGCUUUUGUCCACAAGGCCACCCAUGUCAAAGAUGAUAUCAUAGGUCCCUCAGCUCUCAGUAGAAGCAGUAGUUUGUAUGACAGAGCCUUUCACUGUCUACAUGUGCCAGAGUCCUCCUGUACAAACAUGGACACAGUACUGGCUUACUGUGAACUGCUUGCCAGCACGACUAACAAUGACGCAGCUUUAGAGGCACUGAGACUGCUUCUCAGGUUUAACAGGCUAAAGGAGGCUGUCAGUCUUGUAUCAAAGAAUGCAGAUGAAAGCAAGCAGCACUCUGCCCUUUUCCACACACUGUUAGUCAACAUUCUAGAAAGCGAUACAUUCCAAUGUGUGGACCAGUCUAUAUGGGAUCUGGUACCCAAGACAUUUGGUGCUGAUCAGCUGCUAAGCCUGUUACAGGAGCACUUACCAUCAAGAAGAAGGAGGAAGGGGAAGAGCAUGAGACUGCAUGUUCUCUGUUCAUCACCAAAUGACACUUCACUCUCUGUACUGAAGGGAGUACUGUUGAGCACCAUUUUAGAACAUGAUGAGGCAAAGGAAAAACUUUGUGAACAAUAACCAACUUUUGACAUACAUAUUCAUUAUUCAUUUUAAUGCCUAUGUUUUUGCCAUUGUGUAAUGGUAUGAUGUGCUUGCUGCUAUCCUGCAUAAUACAUUUUAAAGGUUGAGUAGGUGUUAACUAUCCAUUUCUAUUGUGUCUGGCCCGGUGGGAUCCUUCCUUCUAUUGUCAUUGUGAUGGUUAUUCUAUGCCAGUUCUCAUUCAUUCCAAUCCCAUUCUUAACCGAGUCAUAUUUUCAUCCUCCAGUGUCAGUGACAACAACCUUGUCACUGAUAGGUAGGGCAUCAUUGAAACUGGUGGACAUAUAUCAUUACUAGUAUCAUUUCUAGCUGAACUGCAAAUAGGCUGUACACACACAAAAAAAUUGUAGUCUACUGAGACUUUAUGAGUAUGGUUUUUGUUUCAAUUGAUGAAUAUAAUAUCCACAACUUGUAACUGAUAUUUGUAUUGUACUUGAUUUUUUUAAAAAGGUUGAAAAAGAAUGGUUUGUCAUCUAUCACCUUGUAUAUAGCUGAUUAAAAAUCAAGUCUUUACCGUUAACGUUUCUCUUACUAGCUCUUUCAACUUUGUUCUAGUCCUAUCAUGAAAUGCAGCAAAUAAACUCAUAAAGCAUGACUUGCAUGAUUGUCAUCAAAUUAUGUCAAAUAUUAUACUAGUAUCAAACAUCAUGAUGAUCUGUCAAGCCCUUCUUCAGCUGUUCUUGAGUAAUGUUUAACAUCCUUGCAGUUCCAGAACACGCUGCUAGGGGGCCAAACGUAGUCACUGCCUAUAUUGCAAUAGCUCUGUACAGAUCAAAAAUCGUGACCAUAGCAUGUCCAGAAAAGGGAGAUAUCCAAACCGAAAAUUCGGCUGCAGUACCAUGGAUAGCUGCCAAGUGGUCCAAAAUCGAAUCGUUUCCUACUAACGUAAAAUCCGACCACGUCUUAUCGAGUU
Branchiostoma belcheri (Belcher's lancelet) is the source of this 3728-nucleotide messenger RNA. RefSeq lists its product as uncharacterized. The record is from RefSeq and is a predicted model, not a curated record. Bases 293 to 2794 code for a protein of 833 amino acids. Gene Ontology annotation, cellular component: BLOC-2 complex; lysosomal membrane. Gene Ontology annotation, biological process: lysosome localization; melanocyte differentiation; protein localization to membrane. The transcript has a single exon. NCBI's taxonomy places the organism in Eukaryota, Metazoa, Chordata, Leptocardii, Amphioxiformes, Branchiostomatidae.